Molecule: messenger RNA, 336 nt
Organism: Porites evermanni
Lineage: Eukaryota; Metazoa; Cnidaria; Anthozoa; Scleractinia; Poritidae
Source: the annotation of a GenBank genome assembly
AAAACUCCUCCGAAAAAGAAAAAGAAACCCAAAUCACUGGUUAAUAAAUUACCGACUGUUAAAGAUACCAUGGCCAUCAUUAAUGCCAAAUCUGCAGAAUCUUCAGAUACAUGGAACGAAAGAUCCUCAACUCCAACUGAGCAAAUAAUCUUAGGGGCAGAAUUAAACGUAGCAAAGCAGGAGCUGAACUAUCACCAGGACACCAUGCAGUAUGAGAAAAAACAUUACUCAGUUUCAAUCUUAAGUUCUGAAGUAAUCAGAAUGGAAACUGGUUUACCAACAAAGGAGAUUUUCACAAUUGUAGUAACUACCUUGUUACCAGUUAAAAACAAAUAA